UACAGAGUUUGGAUUAUUUUCGAAGUUCUAAAAUAAGUUCUCCGACGUCCGCUAGCGGCACGCGGCGCGGAAGACGUGCGAGGGAGGAAGGACCCGGAUUUAGCAGCGGGCUUCGCUGUGAUACGCAGUGUGCCGAGCAGCAGGAAAGGCAUCGCCGAGUGUUUCGGCUGGUUCGUCAUUCGGUCAACCUUGCUCACUUACGCCGGAUUGUAUCUCGCUCUCUCCUCACACCAAGUAUCAUGGAUCGCUCAACAGUGGGAUUUACUAUAAUAAUGUGUUUUCUAUUUCAAGGUGUGACGUCACAGACGUGCAACACGACGCACGCGGAGGUGUGUGUGCGGGAGAUGGAGGGGGUGCUGAACCAGGUCAUCGAGACGGCGACUGAGGGAGGUGCCGCCGUCGGCACACUCGAGAAAAUAUGUCUGGACACCAUCAAGGGCAACAACCUGACGCAGUGCUACAUCGACGCCACCGCCGGCUGCAACAUCCAGGGCGACGAGGCGCCCACGUGGACCAUGCAGAGAUGGGAGAGAGUCAUGCAGGACAUCUACAAGUUGUGUGACGGGGCCUGCCCAAGCUUCCUGGAGAGAACCAUCAACAUCACCCAGUGUACCAGUCUCAUCCGAUUUGACUCCCUCUACGAGUCGUCCUUCGGCAACUUCUGCAGGUCUCUCAACGACAGUCUGGAGUGUGCCGCGCAGGUGACGGCGGAAUGCCCCAUGUUCGCCCGUCUCUUCUAUGACCUUCUGCCCCAGGGCGUGGACCAGACCGCCAACACCAUCUGUACUGCCGGCUGUGCUAACUUCGACGAGGCUAUGGAGGUGCUGGAGACCUGCAAGGCGCACGUGAUGGACCUGCCGGAGGACCUGGACACCGCAUGCAAGUCUUAUCAACAAUUCAAGUCGUGUCUGCACACGUCGCGAGUGCCGGUGACGUGUCCGAUGUUUGGGGCGUUGCUGCAGGUGCUCUACCCCCAACAUAUCUUCGGCCUGUACGAACAGCAGUGCGGCAUCGACAACACUACGACGUCGGAAACAGAACCUGACGGAGACGAAUGUGGUUCACGGGGCCAAGCGAGAGUUCAGCACUGCAUUCGGGUACUUGCACUUUCAUGGCCGAUGUCUGUCAACCAACCGGAAAUCACAGAACAGCAGUGCAGGGACUACGAAACUGGACUUCGUUGUCUUGACCAUGCCGGAUUCCAUCGGUGCAGCGUCCUGCGUCAGUUCUUCCACAACAUGACCUCCAACCGCCGUAACCACAUGGACGUUCUGCAGGACGAGUGUGCUGACUUCCUCACCCAGCAGCGGCAGAUGGAGGCUGGCGGGGUGGUGACCACAGUGAACCUCCUGCUGGUGGUGGGUGUGGCUGUGGUGUCCUGGGCUGCGAGUCUACUCUGAAAGCUUCCGGACCCAGUCUACCGGAAGUGCCUCCCCGACGUGCCUGUACAUAUGUGAAUAGACAGCUGUAAACAUAGCUUCAUUUAUAGUAUUUGUAUAUUUGAUAUAAAAUAUUGUAUAUAAUUUUGCAUAAUUUAUUGUAUGCCCUUAGAAGUCACAUUUGUUAUAAAUAAAUGAUAUGUUUCUA
Molecule: messenger RNA, 1587 nt
Organism: Haliotis rufescens (red abalone)
Lineage: Eukaryota; Metazoa; Mollusca; Gastropoda; Lepetellida; Haliotidae
Exons: 10
Coding region: 240-1400 (386 amino acids)
Source: RefSeq, a predicted model, not a curated record